UUUUCUUUUGAGCUGUUUUGUACUUGAAAGCAAUUUAAACCAUUUUAACUUUUAAAUGUUUGUAGUUGCAUGAUUCAUGCACAAUUUUGUUUUUUCUUUUUUUAAUUACAGAAAUGUAGAUGAAACCACAUGGAAUCGAUGGAAAUGUCUUUUUGAUUUCAUUCUGCAGGCACAUCCCAGGCAUUAAAAAACAAGUGGAAAUCAUUAAAGCACUGAGUUUAAACUAUUAUAAGAAAUUCUUUACUAUUAAGUUGUGAAAUAUCAAAAAAAAAAAAAAAAAACCCUCCAGUAUACGGUAAUUCAUAAUUUAAAUAAUAUAUUUUAAAUAAAAACAUUGAUGUGUAUGUGCACAUCAAAGUUUACAAAAAGUUGUUAUUCUUAUAAAUGGAUACCCUCGUUUGCCUCCUUGGCUGUUUCUAUAAUUAAAUGCAGUGUUUGGAGGAAACACUGAAAUGCGAGACUUAGUGUUAAUCUCACAUUCACGAGUGAUGUAAUGUCUCAUUCCUGCACGAGAGACCACGGGCAUUUCUAGUAUUUUUAAGCGGUCAGUCAGGCAGAGGACGCGUCGUGGGAUCUCAAAUAAAUAUGAAGCACACAUUUCGAUCUCCUCACUACACACCGAACUACUGACUUCAAUUCUACACAACGUCAGGCAAUGGACUUCCCUUUCUAACGCAGAAUGGAUAUGUUUGCGAGUGAUCAGAAGAUGUUGGUGGGGCCACUGCCAGCAGGAAAGGGUGCAGCAUGUCUGACAUGUAAAGGGAUCUGCUCUGGAUUCCAGCCACAUUCCUGGAGAAAAGCUUGCAUACAGUGCCACUGCAGUCAGGAGGAGCAUGUGUCCAGCUCUGACAGCGAAGACGACCGCAAGGUGGGAAGAUUGCUGGCAGAGUCCCACUAUGCCCAUCUCACAGCUAAGGUUAAGGGAGGAGACGGCAUGAGGGUCUAUAAACGCAACCGCAUGAUUGUCACCAACCCAGUGGUCUCCCGUAAAGACCCAACAUUUAGCACAGUCACCUAUGACUGGGUCCCACCAGGCCUCACCCAGAAACUGGCGAUGCAGUACAUGGAGCUUCUCCCUGAAGAAAGGCGACCCGUGGCUGGCACAGAAGGAUCGUUAUAUCGCCACAGGCAACUGAUAAGACAGCUACCUUCCUAUGAUCAUGACCCUGCAUACUGCCAUAGCCUGUCUGAGGUGGAGUUGAAAGCUAUGGCUCAGUUUGUGAAAUCCUAUAAGAAGGAAUCCUUAGGAGUAGGAGAAGUUGCCCUGCCUGGAGAAAAAGGUACAGCUGAGAAGAAUGAAAAGGCCCCCCAGGAAAAGCCAGAUGACGAGACGACCACUAAUGGAACAGCACAGUCUCCUCUCAGCAAAAAGAGUGAAUAUCAUUGCAGUGGCUGUGGACAACUGGCCGUUCUGGACAGUCCUGUGGUGUAUGCUGACAGGGCCGGGUACACGAGACUGUGGCAUCCCACCUGCUUUGUGUGUUGUGAGUGUGGUGAGGCUCUGGUGGACCUGAUUUACUUUUGGAAGGAAGGAACCCUGAUGUGUGGACGCCAUUACUGCCAGAGCAUCAGACCUCGCUGCCUGGGCUGUGAUGAGCUGAUCUUCUCAGAAAUGUUUCUUCAGGAGGCCAAUGGUCACGUCUGGCAUAAGGAACACUUUUGCUGUUGGCUGUGUGGGCAGAGUAUCAGAGUUCAGUGUGGCUGUGACAAACGGCAAUCAAAAUAGUUCACAAAACAGUCAAAUACGCCAGAAUAUAACGUUAAAAUGGCACCCUGGUAAAUAGGCAAAGAACACUUACAUCCAACAUUUAAAAACCCUGCGACUGUCAUCAAUAUCAUAAAAAUCACAAAAUAUAUAUUUAAUAUUAUAAUAUUUAAUAUUUGUCAAAUAUUAAAAGUCUAGAACCUAUUAAAGGGGUCAUGAAUUGAGAAAUCAAAUCUUUUUACAUAUAAUUGUGCUAUAAAAACAUACUGUAUGUUUCAGAACUCAACAGAUUUUUUGGAAAACAAACUGCCGCUUCCAGGUUUUAUUACAAAAUAGAGAUGCACAAGACUGCCUGAACACAAAGAUCAACCCCUGCUUCUUCAUCAUCUCCUCUUUGACCAACCCACUGGCACGUUACAUAGACAGAAAGAAGAACUACUACAACAAAAAUAACAUUACCUUCCAAAGGAUUUUAAUGAUUGGAAAGUGGCUGUUUAUUUUCAACUAUGUGAAUGUCUCAGCAGAGCGUUGGCAUCAGUGAGCAGUGGUUCUCAAACCUGUCCUGGAGUACCCCCAGCCCUGCACAUUUUGUAUGUCUCCCUCAUUUAUCACACCUGAUUCAACUCAUGAGCUCAUUAGUAGAGACUGCAAGACCUGAAGUGGGUGUGUCAGAUAUAGGGAGACAUACAAAAUGUGCAGGGCUGGGGGUAAUCUAGGACAGGUUUGAGAACCACUGAGUUAGAGCAUUGUUUGUUCAGUUAAUUUCACUGUGGAUUCUUUUGUAAAUGAGUUUGACACAGGCUUUGCAGACAGACUUUACGGAAAGAUUUGGACCCAACAGUAAUGCGGCAACAUGUAAGUUAAUUCUAAUGUCUAAUCUGCGAUCAGUGAUUUUUGAUCUCAGACUCACGUUUAGUCAGACGUUUGUAGCAGAAUCAGUUAUUCCUGUUAAUAUGUCGGUAAAUGAAGCCAGAAACGCCAAAACUCCAGUUAUAAUCAAUGACGCUUGUCUACACUGCCUAAUAAAUCUCAUUUACAUUGUUUGCACCUGUGUAAUUAUGAUGACAGCAUUUCAUGAAAAUGCAGAAAUCGCAUUACAUUUGGCGAGAUUGUUGCAUUUGUGCGCUCAACAGACUUGACUGUGAUUGGCUACAAUACUCAGUACCGCAACCUUUUAUGCAAUAGGAGUAGAUCUAAAUAUAAUGCUAAUCAACACGUUUCAUUAUUAGUUAUUUCUGCAGCUGUAAUAGUAAAACAUAGUUAAAGUUUUCAAAAGAGUUCCACAUAUAUAAUACUUAUUAUAUAUGCAAAGAUGUUAUCCAAUCAUAGCAGUGGGCAUUUACAUUAAAGGCUUAAAGUCCCCCUGUAGUCAAUAAUUUUAUCCCUUAAAACUCAUCUUUGAUCACCAAAAUUACAUAUUUAAAUGUUUUUUUUCCUGUGAUUUUUUUUUUUAAUGCCUUAAAAUAGCUUGAAUGUAACUCUACACCCUUGCCUCGUUUAAUAUACACAGAUCUAUGAAUAUGAUAAUUAGCCCCGCCUCCACUCACUCGCACAAGUUCAGAUGAGAUCCACUCGGUCAACUUACUGAGGUAACCUGCACAAUGGUAUCGCUUUUUACAAUGUCGGACACAGUGUUUUUAGUGUUUUGCUUGACUGCGUUAUCAAACAGCUUAUAAUGUGUUGCUAAUGUAAAACCAUGUUCACAUUCACAAGUCAGACAGCUGCCUUCUAACAAUCAGUAUCCUUAGAAAUGCUUUGAACAACUCAGAACGUCAGUGAAGAUAGGCAUAUAGUUCAUCAUAACAUCGUAAUAUACAUCACACACCUGCCAUAUUGCUAAAUCUACACGAUUUUCCAUAUCAACAGAAAAAUAUACUGGGAUAACCUUCUUUUGAGAUUCCCUUGCAGUUAAUGAUAUGCUAAAGCCCGCCGGAACAUUGACGUGAUUGGUUACAGGGUAGUUUGUGAUGUCAGAAACACCAGCGAUUCCAAACCGCGGGUUUGAGACUUCCUUUGGUUUAUUGCAGUUUUAAAGAGAAAAUACUCAGCAAUGGUGUUGACAUAUUUUAGCCCUCUUAAAUAAGAGGGCUAAAAUGAGGGUAGAAAAUUGCCCUUUAUUUUUAAAUGAUGACUUAAUUAUAACUUAUUUGAUGUAAAAAUCCUACUAACAUUAUAAGUGCACCUCAGGAAACAAAAUAAUAAUUUAAAAAAAUACUGGUCAUGACCCCUUUAACAGUACUAAUCUACAAACAUUAAUAGCUAGAGAUACAUUAAUAACUGACAAAGACAGUAUGAAUAUUUUUAUUGUCUCAAGCACUCAGAGAUCUCUGAUCACUCUUUUUCAGUUGGUUAUGUGGAGGAUUAAUAUGUUUAUGAAGAGAUUGUGAUAUAAUAGAUCUUUUUUAAAAACUGACAAAAAUAUUUAUAUCAACUUGCACUUAGGGGUGUGUCCAAUCAAAUUCUCACUAGAAUGACAACUCAUUCUCACUCCCAAGGCAUCUGAUACUGCCACAUGUCUGAGAGCUCUGCUCAUCACUAUACAGCUGAAAGCGCUGAAGUUGGCAACCCACUGCUUUCAAUGAGAAACCUUUUGUGUUAGUGUACUGACACAAAGGGCAGCAAUAAUUUUGAUUAUUAAGUUAGUUUUUCAAAAUAUAUAAUUUCAAUGUCCAUGGCUAGCAUUAGGCUGCCUUCCAUGGCUAGCAUUUGGCUAUUUUUCUACAAAGAUAAUAUGCAUCAGAAUACCAUAGAGUUUGAUGGGGAUGGGGAUGCAUACUCACUGAUGUCAACUACAAAUCCCCAUAUUUAAGCUGAUACAUCUUCUUAUUUUGAUAUCCAAACUAUGUAUAUUGAUAUGGUUACUUGCAUUUUAUUAUUUGCAUUUAGUAUUAUUAUGAUUAGAAUAAUGGCAUUUCAGUGAUACAUUAAAGAUUAGAUUUCGAGAAUACAGCCGUAAUGUUUGGUGCUCGCACUACUUCGGACAAGAAGAACAAAUGGAUUUGCCACGGUUGCUUUGUCUAGUGUGGACAGUUUCCAGCUGUUGUGGCAUGAUGUGACAUAACAACGGUCACAUCCGGUGUAGACACGGUGUAUAUCAAACAUGACAUAAUUUUAUUGUAUAAUUUUCUCACAACAAGUUUUCAAAACACUGAUGAUGGUUUUAAGGACCAUUUCACCUCAAUUCACAAAUCAUGAAAGAUAUUGUUUGCAUGUCUAUGACAGCAUACUGCAGAUUUAUAGCUCAAAGAAAUCUGGAUUUAAAAUGGCAAAUCUCUACUGUAGUACUGUAUGACUUCUGGUCACACCCUUAAUUUUAAUAUUGUGAUUUUUUUUUUCCCCCUCAAAAAGGUCUGUUUUAUUCAUGUUAUUAUUUUAGGACUUUAAUAUUUUCUGACCAUAUUUCCAAACAUUACACAUUUAUUCUCAUAACAUGAUUUUUUUUUUCCUGCAGAUUUAUGUUCCAACUAGGGCUGGGCGAUAAACAAUAUCAUAUCGAGAUUGCAAUAAAAUGUAUGUCGAUAAUGACGAUAACAACACAGAAAUAAACGUGAUGGAUCCGGCGAGGGAAAUGAAAGCGAAACCAAACUUGCGUUAAACUCCAAAGCUUAAAGUGAUAGUGAAAGUGACAUGUGAAGGCCAAAUGUGGUAACCAAUACUUGGAGUUUGUCCUCUGCAUUUAACCCACCCAAGUUAGUUCACACACAUUAGGAGUAGCGAAUAGUGAACACACACACACUGCAAACUGUGGACACACACCUGGAGUAGUGGGCAGCCAUUUUGCUGUGGCGCCCGGGUUUAGGUGCCUUGCUCAAGGGCACCUCAGUCAUUUUCCUGCCAGUAUUGAGAAUCAAACCCGCAAUCUUCAGGUUACCAAUCUGACUCUCUAACCAUUAGGCCAUGACUAUCACAAAACUGAGGAAAUUGUUGGAAAAAAAGGUAACAUGACAUCAAUUAUAUGGAAGUGGUUUGGGUUUCUUAAACGCGACGAAGCGUAGAUUAAGGAGCGGUCGACACAAAACACGUUUUUGCGGUUAAAAUGAGAUGAUAGUCAGUAGAACAAAAAAAAACAAAAAAACACAGACCUAGUGCAAACAUAUCCACACCGCUGUCAUUUUUGUGUGUUUAUUCUGUUAUUGAGAGGAAAGUGCACAGCACAUACUUACAUAUUCAUCUAAACGUCGCUCUCAGCAGCGUGGGUGGUGAUCCUGUUGAUACAGGGCCUGUCCAAAUACAAAUACUUGUGGUUUUUCCAUUGACCACUUGCUAACUUACAUGACGUGUUUCCGGAGUUUGGCCGAAGUGUUCAAGUGGGCGUGAAGACCGCAAGUGUUUUAAGGUUUUACAUCACUGCAUGAUUGUGGUGCUUCAUUUUCAAACAUUUUACAAAUAUCUAUAAUCUCUGCACGAAUAAAAUGUGCAAAGUUUUACAAACAAAUUAUAUCUAAAUUAUAUGUAUCUAAUUUAACUUGCACUGGAAAGUUUUACUAGACAUGACGUGAGGUUGGGACAGUCUUGCACACUUCCUGUAAGUGUGAAUUAUGUUAUGAUAUUCUAUUGUUAAUAAACUAUAUUCUAAAAUUUAAUUAAUGAACCUUCUGGUUUCUCCAGGCUUGAGUUUUUGCAUACUCUUCAAGCUGGCAGCAUUAUCGAUUUAAAUAUCAUGAUAAAUAGUCUAUCGAUACUGUCAAUAUGGAAAAGAAUAUUGUGAUCAUAUUUUUGCCAUAUCGCUCAGCCCUAGUUCUAACACACCAGCCUGUUAUUUCAAGUAACCUUGAUUAGCUGGUUUAGUUGUGUUUGAUUGGGUUUGGUAGCUCCCGGCUAGAGACCCCUGAUGUAGCUAUUGUGUAUGCUUACAUACUGUAGUCAAUGACUCAUUAAAGAGCAAUUAGAGUGAAGGCCAGUGGCUAACCUGGAAGAGAGAUUUUUUGGAAAAUACUUCUUUUCAGGUGUCUAAUUUGGAAAUUACAGUUACCAUACAAACUGGAAUGUAAACAUUUGUAUCUCAGUUUAACAAAUACAGUUCUGCUCAUAAGUUUACAUACCCUGUGCAGAAUAUGUAAGAUGUUAUUGCAUGUUUUUUUUUUUGUAUUUAGAAUGUCCUGAAUAAGCUGUUCACAUAACAGAUGUUUACAUAUAGUCCACAAGACAAAAUAAUAGCUGAAUUUAUAAAAAACGACCCGGUUCAGAAUUUUACACACCCUUGAAUCUUAAGACUUUGUGUGGCUACUGUUUUUAUGUUUUGUGAUAGAUGUUCAUGAGUCCCUUGUUUGUCCUGAGCAGUUAAUCUGAGCAGUGUUGUACAGAAAAAUCCUUCAGGUCCUGCACAUUCUUUGCUUUUCUGCAUCUUCUGCAUAUAUAUAUAUAUAUAUAUAUAUAUAUAUAUAUAUAUAUGUAUAUAUAUAAUAUACAUACACUGCCCUUCAGAAGUUAUACAAGAUAUUUACACGUUUCCCGAAGACAAAAUAAGUACAAUUUACCCCGAUCAUCCAAUUCUGGCUCUUAAUGCAUAUUCUUCAAGGGGUAUGUAAACUUAUGAGCAGAACUGUAGAUCUUUUAAAGGGUUCAAAUUGCACAAUUUAAACUUCUCACAGUUUUAAUGUCUUUUGUCUGAAAGUGUAAUCAGCAGUGGCUACAUUUGUGUAGGUAUUUAGUCAGUUUGCUUGUUUGCUUGUUAAAUCUAUGGGGAAUAAAAACUGGUUUAAAAAUA
Molecule: messenger RNA, 7412 nt
Organism: Ctenopharyngodon idella (grass carp)
Lineage: Eukaryota; Metazoa; Chordata; Actinopteri; Cypriniformes; Xenocyprididae
Gene: lmcd1
Product: LIM and cysteine-rich domains 1
Exons: 6
Coding region: 680-1726 (348 amino acids)
Molecular function (GO): zinc ion binding
Source: RefSeq, a predicted model, not a curated record